This is a messenger RNA of Octopus sinensis (East Asian common octopus), 1059 nucleotides long. RefSeq lists its product as uncharacterized. The transcript has 2 exons. Bases 208 to 1059 code for a protein of 283 amino acids. The record is from RefSeq and is a predicted model, not a curated record. NCBI's taxonomy places the organism in Eukaryota, Metazoa, Mollusca, Cephalopoda, Octopoda, Octopodidae.
GGUAAGGGGUCUGUGAAAUGCAUACCUGUAAUAUACUUGGGAGAUUAUAAUCAACUUAUCCUCUCCCCAUUCUACUGUUCAACAAAUUUGGAUUUUUCCCCACCGCCAUCCACCCUCAUAUACAGUGACACCCUACAAAUUCCUGUUCCAUCACCAUCCACCCUCAUAUACGAAUUUACCCAACAAAAUCUGUAUUUUUUCCUUCACAUGCACCCCCAUCCAGCUACCCCUUACAAACCAGUAUUGCUCUACCCUUCAUUGCCAUCCAUCCCUUACAAACCUGCAUUGCUCUCACUCAUCACCACCAGCCACCCUUUACAAACCUGCAUUGCUCCAUCCUUUUCAAACCUGUAUUGCUCCACUCCUUGUCACAAUCCACCCUUAUAUCCAACCACCCCUUACAAACCUGCAUUGCUCCACGAUCAUAUCAAGGUACCCCCCCUUGCAACCCACAAUUCUUCAUUCUUCAUCACAUCCACCCUUAUAGCCAACCAUCCGUUUCAAACCUGUAUUGCUCCACUCCUUGUCACAAUCCACCCUUAUAUCCAACCACCCCUUACAAACCCUGCUUGCUCCACGAUCAUAUCAAGGUACCCCUUGCAAACCCACAUUGCUUCAUUCUUCAUCACAUCCACCCUUAUAGCCAACCAUCCGUUUCAAACCUGUAUUGCUCCACUCCUUGUCACAAUCCACCCUUAUAUCCAACCACCCCUUACAAACCUGCAUUGCUCCACGAUCAUAUCAAGGUACCCCUUGCAAACCCACAUUGCUUCAUUCUUCAUCACAUCCACCCUUAUAGCCAACCAUCCGUUUCAAACCUGUAUUGCUCCACUCCUUGUCACAAUCCACCCUUAUAUCCAACCACCCCUUACAAACCUGCAUUGCUCCACGAUCAUAUCAAGGUACCCCUUGCAAACCCACAUUGCUUCAUUCUUCAUCACAUCCACCCUUAUAGCCAACCAUCCGUUUCAAACCUGUAUUGCUCCCUCCUUUCACUUCCCACACUCCCCCUAUAUCCAACCCCCCUUACAAACACCUGCAUUGCUCCACGCAUAUUAA